Peromyscus maniculatus bairdii (prairie deer mouse) is the source of this 1895-nucleotide messenger RNA. Lineage: Eukaryota; Metazoa; Chordata; Mammalia; Rodentia; Cricetidae. The record is from RefSeq and is a predicted model, not a curated record.
GGUGAGGAAAUAACGAACCCAGCAGGACCAAAUUUCUCCGUUCUACUUCCUCCGAGGUAGAAAGGUGUCCCCGGGGUGAGCCCAAGUGUUAGCUGACUAGCUUGUGGCUCAGCUACCGUGAGCGGGGCGGGGCCUCUCUCGAGGACGAUCCUGGGGCUCGGUGGUUUCCCAGGUGACCGCCUCUUGGGAGGGAAGGGGCUAAGGCCCGGUUCCCACAGCUUGGUUUUCCCCAGAGGUGGUCAGGAUCCGGGACCCAGGGGGGUCGGCCCGAAAUUAGGCCACUAAGAGACCGCACAAUUCCAGUGUAGGGACUUAGGCAGGACAAGGCGGGGCCUCGAAGUCAAUGGGCGGGGCUCGGUGGGCGGGGCUCCGGUCCGGAGCAACCAUCGGUCUCCCAGGAAAUCUAGCACUCUGACCUGCGGUGAGUCCGUCUCAUAGGUCUGAAAAGGGGGCCGCGACGCAGGCAGGCCAUGCCCUGGGACUCCCCAGCACUGUGGGAGCUGGUGGAGGAGCAUGUUCCACUCCCGGAGCGGCCUGAAGUGAAGAGGAUUCUGGGGGAGGCAGCGGUGGAUCUGAGCCUGGAGUUGCGAGAGGAGUGGCAAGGUGCCCCAGCUCUCCUUGCAGGUGGCGAUGUUAAAGGCCCUGCUCCAAGAGUUCCGAUCUUCUCAAGCCUCGGGAUCCCGCCUGGUCUCUGAGCCUCCCUCCCUCCUGGCACCACCACCCCUCCUGAGGGAUAUCAUGCGCCAAGAACUCCGACAGUUGCUCCAGUGCCUCCGCUUUAAGGCUCUCUGUGAGGGCAGGGACCAGACCCAGGCGUGGGCACAGUAUAGUCCCAAGGUCCUUCGCUUUGCCUUAGAGGAGCCCAGGUGUGAUUCAACACAACAGGACCUAUCCCAGAUGAGAGCUGGUGAGCCCAGGACUAGAGCGAGCAACAUGGAGGGGGUGAUGUUAACUUCACAUGUCAGCAGCUGUCACAGGGACCUCAGUGUCAUCAAGGACCAACUGAAUGUGUCUGACAUUGACCAGAUUGCCAGACACCUGAGGGUCUGGCUGUUCAUGCUCCUGUCUAGGAGCCUCCUGGAGGAGGAGUGUCACAUGUUGCAGAGAGAGGUCUCUGACCUGCAGGCAGGGUCCCUGAACCAGAUCUCUCCACAGCACUCUCUGGAAAUGGAGCAGAUGCAGUCUUGCCAGCCCUCCAAGGCCACCCUAGAGCCCACCCUGGCAGCUCUGCCCUUCCUCAGAGAUAAAGGAACAGAAGGCGGCCAUGGAACAGGAGCUACAACUCUCCCUGGGACCUUCCUGUGUCUCUGGCAAGCACAGGCAGAAGCCCUUGAGGUCCAUUCCCGGCCUCAGGCCCUUUCCUUGUCUCCACGGCUACAUGCCGACACCUCCUUCGGAGCGCUGCCCCCACCCGCAAGGUCAGGCAGCCUCUCAGCGCUGGAGACGGCAGCUUCGAUACAGCUAUUGGGAAGAGCCAGCUUCCACACCAGUGUCCAGCGCGGCGUCCCAGGCUCCCACCUGAAGGGCCGGUCACAGAACGGGCCUCUGCCUCGGCUGUACCCUGCCCAUCUGUUGUUGUUACCUCCAGCGGCCAUAAGCUCCUACCGGUUUCUGCUUCAUUCUCAGAUGAGCUCACAGUCCCCACAAGGCUGUGUGUUCGUCUGGUCCCAGCCCCACCCCUUGCCAGGUCACUUGUAUCUAGGACUGAGUGGCAGGACACCUGUUCUACCCAUCAAAGCCUUUGGCCCCUCUCCUCCACUCAGGCCUCCACAGGGGCUUGGCAAACAAGAGGUCCCAUUCCCAACCUGACUUUUGUCCCCAAGGGACCCAGACAAAGCACAGCAGCAGCUCAGAGACAGGAAUAGAAAUUUCAUUAAAAUCUAUGGACUUUAAAA